CCUGACGCGGAUGCUGCGGGCUUCGCCAGUGCCCCGACAACGACAGACGGCGCUCCAGAAGGUGACGGCGCUCUUCUGCGCAUGCGUGUCACUCGUGUCCGAGAACCGUUCCGAAGGCGCCGACCUGUGGGCCUUCCUCGUGCACCACGGGCUGCAGCCGGCACCCGUUGGCGGCAAGAUGGCGCACGCCGCCCACGACGCGGACCCUUUGGAGACCACGGUCCGCUUGGCGGUCACGUACGGCCUGCAGCCCGUCGUGUCCUUCAGCUCGCACGGAGCCGCUGCUAGUGGCCGCUACCACCACCUUGACAUCAGCGACGAUUAUAACACGUGGCAGGUGACGCGGCAAAGUAUGAUCAAAAACAACGACCUAUCGAGCUUCGUCAGCGAACGAAUAUCCGUGCUGGUGCCGCCAUUGGAGAAGGACGCCGUGCUUGAGCUCAGCGCGGACGUCAUAUUCACGGAAAGUGAAGUCGCGGUGUUCCUCGCUCAAGUGAACAAGUCACUGGAAGAAAGCAAGCAGAUCAUCGCGUUCUGGACCACAAUAAAGGACAUGGGCAACUAUUCCAAGGACUCCGUGAGCUCAGAGCGGUGGCUGAGCGCAAUUCGCCGUGGGUCGCAGCCGUCGGCGGCGGCCGAGGACAGCGUCUACGCGCGCCCCCUGGCGCUGACGUUGCUCACGCGCCUGCUGAGCGUCAGCGGAGGCGUGGUGGCGAUGCGCCGGCUCCUCUGGUGGGGGUUGGUGCGCGAGCUGGCGCCGUACGCCAGCGGGCGCUACCUGCCCAGCGACUCGCAGGCGCUGGACCACUUCUGCGUGCGCCGGGUGGCCACCAAGCUGGAGCUCGCCAUCAGGGCCGUCCACCUGUUCAGAGCGGUCACGCCCAGCGUUCUGUCCGCGGCCGAGAACCUCACCGAGGACGUGCGUGCAGCCCUGAAGAGGGCGCUGCUCUCUUCUUCCUGGCUGCGCGGUACGACGCGCACCAAGGCGCUGAGCAAGGCGGCCGCCAUGGCCGUGACGCUGGGAUUCCCCGACCGCUUCUCGCGCGAGUCCCAGCUGGACCAGUACUUCGCCACGCUGGACGACGUUCGGCCCGACAAGUCACUGUCGUCGUGGCUGGCACUGCGCCACUUCCUGCAGGAACAGCAGCGCCGCGCUGGAGGCGACGACGCUGACGUGGCUGUGACGCACGCGCACAAGGUGAACGCGUACUAUCUCUCCGGUAACCGACUGCUGGUCCCCGCCGGCAUCAUCCAGGAGCCCGUGUACUUCCACGACGCUGCCGACGCCUACAACUACGGCGCGCUGGGACAGGCAGUCGGUCACGAGAUGAUGCACGCGUACGACACGAAUGGUCGCAAGUUUGACCACCACGGGCGGCCGUGGGCCUGGACGGUCACCUCGGCCCGCGAGUACCAGCAAAGGCUUCAAUGCAUUCGCCGCAGCCACGUCGAGGUGGAGCAGAAGAGGCUCGCCUUGGAGCUGGGUGUGGGCGAGGACCCGGAGAACCUGGCCGACUUUUCCGCUGCCUCGCUGGCGUACGACGCGUUCCGGUCCCUGCCCGACCACAGGCGCGCGCUCACGGUGCACGGCUUCGGCUCCGAGCAGCUCUUCUUCAUCGGCCACUGCGUCAAGUGGUGCCGCUCGCUGACCGUGCACCGGAGCCACGGAUACGCCAGAGGUCGCUCCCGCUGCAUCGUGCCCCUCAUGCACAUGCCCCAAUUCUCGGCGGCGUUCGGGUGCAGUGCCAACGCCUACAUGAACGCGCCGAGCAAAUGCUCUUUCUGGUAGAAAGAGAAAGGAGGGCGUUUGGCGUGCGCGAACUGUGUUGCUGUGGACGGAGCUGCACGAAUUGCGAUUUCACCGUAUCGUGACGAAGUUGAAUGUGCAGCGUUAAUUGCGUAAUGUGCAUAAGCGAAUGGCCGCUGAAAUAUUUGCUCCGUUGAUGUCGAAGUGUAUGCGCAAAGGAGCACAAUUAUGUGUCACUUAGCAGUUUAGAGAGCUUUAUGCCCACAAUUAUUGUACUACAGCCUUAAAGUUUUAUAAUUCUGUAUUGAUGAAUAAAUGACUUAGUGUCGUGAAAGA
Dermacentor andersoni is the source of this 2083-nucleotide messenger RNA. Lineage: Eukaryota; Metazoa; Arthropoda; Arachnida; Ixodida; Ixodidae. The record is from RefSeq and is a predicted model, not a curated record.